AUGCUCAAUGCCGUGCAAAAUCUGUACGAAACGAAGAAAUCAGUAGAGGGAAAUUAUUCGUCUGGUAAACGAGAGUGGAGUUUACAUAGUCUGAACGAUACCACACAAGAAGAAUCUUCCAGCCAUCAAAAAUACAUUCGCACUCAAUCAUCAAACAAUUCCACUAGUCAUCGAGCUGUCGCCUCUUCUUCUUCGUCUUCGUCAAAUACAACAAACAAGCAUCAAAAUGGCGAGAAAGACGCUACUAAUUCAACAUCCACUGCAGCAUCGUCGACAUCUAAAAAAGGCACAAAAGACGCUAAAAAACCGAUUCGUGUGUGCGGCGAUUGGUCUGAAUUUCGAAGUUCAAGUGGUAAAACCUAUUUUUACAACUGUAAAACAGAAGUUUCACAAUGGGAAAAACCGAAAGGAUGGAUCGUCGACAAUUCAACUACUAACUCGACAGUAUCAUCAUCCGCUCGACAAAAUAAUUCAACAUCAAACGUUGAUCGUCUCAAAAGAGAAAGCGUCAAUAAUCCAAAAACAUCACCGUCACUUCGAACUUACAGUCGAAGUAAAACGGAAGAGAUGACACCUAGCUCGACAUCGUCAUAUUCAUCCAACACUAAAGAUUCUUUGUCAUCAUCUUAUCCGUCAAUUAAACUAUCUUCCCCGUGCCAUCAUUUAACAAACGGCGAACAAACAGUAAAAAGUGUUAAUCAAGAUUUUUUACAAUCUUCGUUAACAACAACUUCAAGUGAAACAACAAUACGGUUAACUAGUCCAGCUGACGACAGUUCACGAAUGUCGUUUUCAUCAACUAGUAGUAAAGAAUCAGCCACCCUACUAGUCGAGAGAGGAGAUGAAAUGAAUAAUGUACAUUUAUCGAUGUCUGAACCAGCUAUUUCAUUCUCCAAUCAUCUUGCGUCAGAAAACAAUGAAAGACAACAACAACCGCUGCAUGUACAACAAAAUGGUCAUGAGACAAAAAGUUCCACACCAGCAUCAACAACUGAAUCUGUGCAAAAUAUGGAAUAUGAAUUUGCUCCAGUAACAAAAGCUGAACGAGAUCAUGAAAUUCAGAAGUAUUAUCGUGCAGAUUUAAUCCAUCAUCUUGUUGAUUGGCCAUCAACACAGCUUGAAAAACAGCUAUUGGAUUUUUUAAAUGAAACAAGUACAUUAAAACAACGUUUAUCCUUAUUAUGUAACAAUUUACAAAGUGUUGUUCAACCCAUAUUUCAAAAUUCUCUUACGGAUAUAUUAGAAAUAUCACAAUCACUUACAGAUUACAGACAUUUAGAAACAACAUUUCCUCUCAAUGUCACUACAAACACAACAUCAACACGACGGAGACAAAGUCAGCAAUCUUGUUUAGAUGAUGAUUUAACAACAGUUUCAUCUGUUCGUACGCAUUCAUCGGAUGAUAUUGAUUUUGAUGAAAUGGAUCAACCACCACCAACGACCACAACAGCGACAACGCAAAAAAAAUCGUCACGUAAAGAACAUCAACAACCACUUCCAGAUCUUAAAUCCUAUCCAGCUUGUAUUGAAUAUAUUAUGUCUGAAUUUAAUCAAUCACGUCCACACGCAUCGCAUGAUACAGCAUUUUUAAAAAAUUUAAGAGAAUGUAAUUUAGCUAAAGCAAAAUCACUCGAUUCAGAAAUAACAGAGCCGACAUUAAUCAUUAAUGCUCAAAUAUAUUUUCCACCUGAAUCACGUGAAAGAUAUCGAAUUGCAUUAAUGAACGAAUUAAUAUGUUUAACCACACAAACAUUGGCAACAUUAAGAGAUUCAAUCGAAUGUGUUAGUGAUGAACAAAUUAUUGGCGAAUAUUCUCAAAAUCCAUCAGAUUUAAAAACAACUGGUCAGCGUGUCGGUGAUUUAUAUCCGGCUGGGUGUUUUAUCAUUGAUGGUGUUAUUUAUGAUGAUACACGACGAACAAAUGUCCGAUUAAGUGAUAAAAUUAUGCAAUUUAUUGAAAAUAACAGUGAUAAAGAAAAAAAAGAACAACAAUAUACUGUUGGAGAAGUGAUGGAAAAUGUGACAUUUAAUAAUAUAAACAGUUUAUGUUUAGGAAAGCCUUAUAUUUAUAUACAUCAAAUGAAUUGUGAACAUGUGGUGGUAUUUAAUGAGUUAAAACUAUUGCAGAAUGAUCAGUGUUUAGAUUCGAGUUUGUAUCCAUUGUGUAAAAUCAAAUAUCAUGGCCGUUUUUUCCAUUGUUUUUUAUGCAAUGUAUUUUAUGCAAAAUGGUUAGUGCGUGAUUCUCCAAUUAUUCCAGAUGAUCCUUGUUUAUUAUGUGAAAGAUGUUUUAAAGCAUGUCAUUAUGAUAAAGAUGGAAAUAAAGUUGGACAAUUUCUGGCAUAUCAUUUUCCACAAUUAGUGAAUAAAAAUUUGCGUCUGACUAACAAUAUAAAUAACCUAAUGGAAGAUGUUAGUCACGAAAAAGAACAAAAAAAACCACGAAAAAUACCAUUUCCAUUUGGAUGUUGCCGUGUUUGUCUAGACAGAGCAACGGGUGUUCACUAUGGAGUUCCAACAUGUGAAGGAUGUAAAGGUUUUUUUAAACGGAGUAUAUUACGUAAAGAAAAAUAUCGCUGUUAUUUUGGUGAUACUUGUAGUAUAAACAUUAAAAAUAGAAAUCGAUGUAAAUCAUGCAGAUUUUAUAAAUGUCUAAUUGAAGGAAUGUCUAACGAAAGUAUUAGUCCGUUUUUAUGA
This is a messenger RNA of Didymodactylos carnosus, 2694 nucleotides long. The record is from the annotation of a GenBank genome assembly. NCBI's taxonomy places the organism in Eukaryota, Metazoa, Rotifera, Eurotatoria, Philodinida, Philodinidae.